UGUCUUGGGGCUUAGUAGUUUAUUUAAAAAUCGAGGAAAACAACUACAAAAACACAAUUGAGAAAUAGAAAAUAUUACAGUAAAGAAGAGUCAUGGCAGAAAUCUACAGGCUUUUGUAUCUUGCCAUAAUUACGAUAGUGUUUAAUAAUGUAAUCGCAGUUGAUUACUGCAACUUGGGAUCAUGUAAUCAACGUGGUUCUCAUACUAUGUGUAAAUAUUCCUCACCAUUCCCAGCAAAUACAUGCGCACAAUGGAGUAAUAAUGGUCUUAGUGAUGCUGAGAGAAAUAAGAUAGUGAAUAAACACAACGAACUGAGACGGAAAGUUGCGUCAGGCCAGGAAAAGAGAGGAAAUCCAGGUCCACAACCUGCGGCGGUUACCAUGCCAGAUUUGACCUGGGAUAAAGAACUAGAAAUGAUUGCGCAAAGAUGGGCUAAUCAAUGUAACUUCAAUCACGAUGCGUGCAGAAAUGUAGAAAAAUAUGCAGUUGGUCAGAAUAUUGCUCAGACAUUCUCUUCGGGUGAAAACACAUCUACUUUGGAAAGUAUGAUUCAAAUGUGGUAUGAUGAAGUAGAUAAAUUUGAUAGGAAUAAAGUUGAUAAGUAUGCAUUUGAUCCGAAUACCGGCCAUUACACUCAAAUAGUUUGGGCUAAUACAAGAACAAUUGGUUGCGGACGAAUAAAGUAUAAAUCAAAUGGCUGGAAUACGCAUUACCUAGUUUGCAAUUAUGGUCCAAGUGGAAAUUGGAUAGGUCAGAGAAUAUAUCAAAGAAAAAUAUCAAAUAAAGAAAGAAUAAUGACAGGAAUCUACAAUUCUCUGUGUCUUAUUAUAAUCGCGGUGUUUACUAUCGUAACCGCGGAAGAUUACUGCAGCUUGAAAUCAUGUACAGAACGUAAUACUGUACACACGAUGUGCCAAUACACUUCAUCAACACCAGCAAAAGAAUGUGGACAAUCAUGGAGUGAUUACGGUCUUAGUAACGAUGAGAAAAACAAUAUAGUGAAUAAACACAACGAACUGAGACAAAAAGUCGCAUCGGGUCAGGAAAAGAGAGGAGAUCCAGGUCCACAGCCUAAAGCAAUUAAAAUGCCAGAUUUGACUUGGGACAAUGAACUAGAAAAGAUUGCGCAAAGAUGGGCCAUUCAAUGUAAUUUUAAUCAUGACAAAUGCAGAAAUACAAAUGAUUCGAUAGUUGGUCAGAAUAUUGCUGAAACAUAUUCUUCGGACGAAAAUAAAUCGUCUGUGGAAAGUAUGGUCGAAAUGUGGUAUAAUGAAGUAGAAAAAUUUGAUAGGAAUAAAGUUAAUAAAUAUACAUUUGAUACAGCAACAGGCCACUAUACCCAGGUAGUCUGGGCUAACACGGAAAAAAUCGGUUGUGGACGGAUAAAAUAUGAAACUUCAGAUGGUUGGCAUACGCAUUAUUUAGUUUGUAACUAUGGUCCAAGUGGAAAUUGGCAAGGACAACAAGUAUAUGAAACUCAAAAUUAAAUCUAAUUUAUAGAUUAAAGAUGUAGCAGAAAAAAAAACAAAAAAAAAGAAAAUAAGCAAUAAGAAGUUGAUAGACCUUGUGUAAUAAAAAUAGAUAGCUGCAAUUAUCACAGUGAUUUAAUAAACAGCAAAAUAAUAUA
Molecule: messenger RNA, 1627 nt
Organism: Monomorium pharaonis (pharaoh ant)
Lineage: Eukaryota; Metazoa; Arthropoda; Insecta; Hymenoptera; Formicidae
Exons: 10
Coding region: 93-1487 (464 amino acids)
Cellular component (GO): extracellular region
Source: RefSeq, a predicted model, not a curated record